Molecule: messenger RNA, 1795 nt
Organism: Gadus morhua (Atlantic cod)
Lineage: Eukaryota; Metazoa; Chordata; Actinopteri; Gadiformes; Gadidae
Product: zona pellucida sperm-binding protein 3
Exons: 11
Coding region: 77-1729 (550 amino acids)
Biological process (GO): egg coat formation; binding of sperm to zona pellucida; positive regulation of acrosome reaction
Cellular component (GO): extracellular matrix
Molecular function (GO): acrosin binding
Source: RefSeq, a predicted model, not a curated record
CGAGGCCUCAUAGCCGGCUUUAAGGAACAACCUGUAACCCGCCGUGUAGCUCUCUGGAUACGCCGACCUCGGCACCAUGCUUCCCGGGGAAACACUAUUGUUUCGGUUGGUGAUCUGCGUUGUGUUAGCUGCCGACACCGCUGCUAGGUUCGAAGGGCAAGAUUACCUUGACAACAGGGACCACGGCAACCAAGUUGUUGGUAAACCAAUCGAUAACAGAAGGGAGGAACAGCUCAAUGGCCAUGUUUGGCUAACGUACAAGGUGAGGGAGGAGUUGGAUGGGCUCCAUUUGCCGAAGGGUGUAGGAGAACUGGCUGUUAAUUCGCCGAACGUCGGAAGACUAACUCUGGUCCAGCCCAGGGCAGGAGUUGUACUAAGACCUCCGGUAGAACUCCAUGAGAAGAGACAACAACCCUGGAUGGUUCGACAAAAACAGACGGGCAGUGGCGGCCAUUUUGUCCAACAAUCAGUGGAAAAGCAUGAGCGAACCCCAGAACCUACACCAUCAGGGAAGUGGGAAUCUCAGUCCAUGGCACCAGCAAAUGUAGGCAAGGCGCUGGUCAAAUUCCGGCCGAGAGAACCACUGUCGGCUCAAAGUGUGGUCGUGCACUGUGGUGAGAAGGAGGUCGCCAUAGAGGUCAAACGGAACUUUCUGGGCAGCGGCCAGAGGGUCACGCCCUCCGACCUGAAGCUGGGCGGCUGCGCUGCGGACGACGACGGGGGAGAGACCGUGCUGUUCCGCUCGGAGUUACCCGACUGCGGGAGCACUACGAUGAUGACGGAGGAUUCCCUCAUCUACACCUUCACCUUGGUCUACGUGCCGACGGCCAUCGGCACCACCUCAAUCAUAAAGACCAACGCCGCUCAGGUGAAGAUUCAGUGCCAUUAUCCAAGAAAGCAGUUGGUGAGCAGCGACGGCGUGAGGCCCGACUGGAAGCAACACGCCUCCAUCAUGCUGGCAGAGCAGACGCUGCGCUUUUCCCUGCGUCUGAUGACCGAGGACUGGCGGCAGGAGAGGCCGUCCUCCAGCUUCCUGCUGGCCGAGGUGAUGUACGUCGAGGCCUCGGUCCAGCGGGGCCUGCACGUCCCUCUGAGGCUCUACGUGGACCGCUGCGUGGCCAGCCUGGAGCCCAGCAUCAACGCCCAGCACAGCUACGCCUUCAUCACCAACCAUGGGUGUUUAACCGACGCUAAAGUGUCGGGAGGGCGAUCGUUCUUCAAGGACCGAAGCCACGAGGACAAGCUCCAGUUCCAGAUGCAGACCUCAAGGUUUCCCCAGGAUCCCAGAGCCAAGAUGUUCAUCACAUGUUCCCUGAAGGCCGUCAUUCUCCCCAUGGCAACCGAUGCAGAACACAAAGCCUGCUCGUAUCUGCCCGAAGCCAAAAGGUGGGUGGCCUCAGGUGGGGACAACCAUGUGUGCAGCUGCUGCGAGGCCACCUGCAGCACACAGAGGAGGAGUCGGCGAAGCAGCCCGUCUUCAGAUGAAGAGUGGGCGUGGGCAGGGGAGUCUACCCUAGGCCCCAUCCUGGUGCAGGCAACAGCCCCAGAGAGGCUGGUGGGACUGCCGGACCUUUCCGGAGAGUUUUCCUCUUCGUUGGUGCCUCAGGGUUUUGAGCCCACACUGGAAGAACCGGCCGUGUCAACCCUGGUGCUUUGCGGCUUGGCCUUGCUCCAGGUCGUCGUGGUGACAGCCGUCAUCGUUUACAGAAGGACGCAGAAAUCCAACUGACGCGGAAAGCCAACGGACACUCUUUGUACACUUUGUGAUGAGACUAUUAAAUUGAUUCAGUGGCGA